GAAGAAGAAGAAGAAGAAGAAGAAGCAGCCCAUUAUCUCUGCUCUCCCUGUUGGUGUUUGGCAGCUAUGACAACGAAGUUUGAAAAUGGGUGGGUUGACACCUCAAAAAAAGAAGCUUUCCUCCUCCAAAAUGUCUAAGAAAGCUCUGAAAUGCACCGUGCAAAUGGAAAUCAAAGCUAUUACUUGUCCAGGGGUUGUGUUACCCAAUCAGGAAGACAUAUACCUGAGUGUCUGCGUCAUGGGACAGUUCAAGAAGACUCUCUGCCUGCCGCCUGUAUUCCCUCUUCUAUUCCAUGAGAAGAUGGUCUUUGUGAAGACGUUCACAGGAGCUGCUGACCCAGGUCACAUUGUGGACAUCCUAGAAGCUGACACAACAUCCUUUGAACUGAUUCAGCUUGUGCCUCCAGAGGGGGAUAUUUUGGCCACUAUUGAAGAGAACACCAGAGAAUUCCUCUAUCCAGGCCCCAAGCUGACGCCUAGAGCCGGUGGUCCCGAGAGAGAGAUGCUGAUGAGGAGAUCUAUCUGUUUCCCUGGAAUCUCUCCUAAAGUGGAGUUUGCAACCAUGUCUGUCAUUGAGGAAUGUGAUGGGAAAGAUAGCCAGCCUCAGCCUGCCUCCCCUCCUUGUUGUAGUCCAUCCCCAGCCAGACCGUCCCCAGCGAGGCGUAGACCAGUCAGCAGGGCUGUCGGGAGCCCUAGACAGACGCUGAAAGGGAAGGAUCUGAGUCUGACUGGUCCAUCCAGUGGAUAUGAGCAGCCCACUGUGGCCUCCCAGGCCCGUGCUCCCUCUCCCUACACCCACCGCAGGAUGUGCCAACUGUCUGAGGAGGCCCGGCAGAGACUCAGCUACCUUCAACUUGGGCCCUACAGGUUCAAGAAGGAAACAGAGCCCCAGAUCCCCUUUGUGGUCUCCAGUACUCUGAGUGCCUCCAUGAUGGAGACUCCAUCUCGUCUCUCCUCUAAAAGAAGCCUUCCCCACAGCAGGUCCACCAGCUUUGCUGCAGACAACUCAGGAGAUUUCUCUCUCCUUGGCAGCUACAGACCAACGCCUGUUAAAGUAGGCACUGGCUGUCUGAAGAAUCAGAAAUCCCCAGGGAAGUCUUCCAGACAGGACUGUUCCAGAACCACAGUCAGGAUGGCUCGGUCAGCCCUGGCUGCCCAGUCCUCUACCCCAGUGUGUGGCCCGAGGAGUCCCUUGCUCAGCCGCACCUCGCUCAGAGAGCGGUUCCAUAGUAGUGCGUCCAGUCCGUCUAAGGAGAUCCACAGUCGAGUCCAGAAGAUUCUCCACACCCAUGCUACUGACAGGAAACUACACUUUGACGAAGAUGGGUGUUCGGCUAAGCGGGGGCCUCAGCUCUCCUGUGAAGACUCUUUAUGCGACAGCCAGGCCUUCCAGGACAGGGACACUACUGGAGAGACAUCUGUCCACCUGGACAAUGGGACAUUAUGGAGCAGCCAGGUUGCCCGCUACACAGGGAAACACCACAGGGCUGUGUUUGAGGACAGUCUGGGACUCAUCUACAAGAACUUGUACAGGAGGGCCUCCAGCACCACCUGAGACCUACAUAAAUCAUUGCUUCAGACACCUGGCUGGGCUCCAAUUAUGACUGUGGUGGUACUUGAGAUGGCUAAGAUGAAGGAACACUGAGCUAUACUAUAACCAAAACUUUGUCAUAUGAUGUGCCCAGGUGACCGACUGAUUCAUGAACUAAUAGUUUUGCAAAAAUAGUUUCACUUUAGCACAAGAGUAUAUGUAAACAGGUGGAGUAACAUUCAUGAAAAUGAUUUAUAGGGUUACAUUCGUGCACUAACAAUGGUUUUAUUUAUACUUUUUUAUAAAGACAGGCAUUUUGACGCUAAGAAUGUUUUACUCUAAACUGAUUUAAUAACUGUACUUUGAAGGAGACAGAUUAAAUAUUCAUUUUGAA
Messenger RNA from Coregonus clupeaformis (lake whitefish), 1925 nucleotides. It is a transcript of the gene spata6, whose product is annotated as spermatogenesis associated 6. The record is from RefSeq and is a predicted model, not a curated record. Gene Ontology annotation, biological process: spermatogenesis. NCBI's taxonomy places the organism in Eukaryota, Metazoa, Chordata, Actinopteri, Salmoniformes, Salmonidae. Bases 86 to 1555 code for a protein of 489 amino acids. The transcript has 13 exons. Gene Ontology annotation, molecular function: myosin light chain binding.